Molecule: messenger RNA, 3898 nt
Organism: Leptopilina heterotoma
Lineage: Eukaryota; Metazoa; Arthropoda; Insecta; Hymenoptera; Figitidae
Gene: Taf2
Product: transcription initiation factor TFIID subunit 2
Exons: 4
Coding region: 150-3725 (1191 amino acids)
Biological process (GO): transcription initiation at RNA polymerase II promoter
Cellular component (GO): transcription factor TFIID complex
Molecular function (GO): transcription cis-regulatory region binding; RNA polymerase II general transcription initiation factor activity; metallopeptidase activity
Source: RefSeq, a predicted model, not a curated record
CAAAAUAACGCCAAGUCGCCAACGAAAACAGAUUUCUCUCUGGAGUUGUCAAAAAAUUGAAACAAAAAUGAUUUGCGGAGCAAAGAGAAAAAGGAUUCUUCUUUGAAAAAUAGUUUUGAAAUUUAUAGAAUUAAAAAACUGAUGAAGUCAUGAAAAAGGAGAAAACAGCCGACAAUAGUCGGCCCUAUAAAUUAGCUCAUCAAAUUUUGAGUUUAACGGGAAUUAAUUUCGACAGGCGGAGCAUUAUUGGUUUCGUUGAACUAACGAUAAUUCCAUUAAAAGACACAUUAAGAUGUAUUCAAGUGAAUGCGAAACAAUGCAGAAUUUAUCGUGUCUCACUCAACGACACUGUGGAGGCACCUUUUCAAUAUUUCGAUCCAUUUCUCGAUAUUUGUCAGGGCGACAUCGAGCAACGUUCGCUGGAGGCGUUCUCGAAGCAACAUCUUGCAGCGGCGCAAAAAGUCGACCCCGACAACAAUGCUGGUGAAUUAAUGGUCCAAGUGCCACCGCACGCCGCACAUUUGAUCGCCGAGGGACGUCCGCUUCGUAUUGGCAUUGAAUUCUCCCUGGAGAAUCCUCAGGGUGGUAUUCAUUUUGCUCUAGUGCCGAAGAAAAGUGAUCAGGACACGCGUACACACGCCGAACGCGGUUCACACAUGUACACCUAUAGCUACGAGAAUUCCUCGCGUCUUUGGUUCCCCUGUGUCGACUCAUUCGCCGAGCCUUGCACCUGGAAACUCGAAUUCACCGUCGACGUGUCGAUGAUCGCAAUUUCGUGCGGCGAUCUCGUCGAGACAAUAUACACGCCCGAUAUGCGUCGCAAGACAUAUCACUACGUUCUCAAUACACCGGCGAGCGCACCAAAUAUCGCGAUGGCCGUCGGUCCGUUCGAGGUCUACGUGGAUCCGAAUAUGCACGAGGUCGCUCACUUCUGUCUCCCGCAAUUGCUCCCUUCGUUGAAGGUUUCCGCGAAAUAUGUCCACGAGGCCUUUGAAUUUUACGAGGAGACGCUUUCGAACCGCUAUCCGUAUUCUUGUUACAAGCAGGUAUUCGUCGAUGAACUCGACGAGAACAUCAGUGCCUACGCGACUAUGAGUAUUUUAAACACAAACCUCCUUCAUUCGUCGCCGAUUAUCGAUCAGGUUUACCUAACGAAACGCGCGAUGGCCCAAGCGAUUGCGGAACAAUUCUUCGGCUGCUUUAUUUCGAUGCAAAAUUGGUCCGACACAUGGUUGCCGAAAGGCAUCUCCACCUACCUCACGGGAUUGUACGCGAAAAAGUGUUUCGGAAAUAACGAAUAUCGGGAUUGGAUUCAGUCGGAAUUGAUGGAAGUGGUAAAGUAUGAGGAACAAUUCGGAGGGAUUAUUCUAGAUCCGUCUCAACCACCAGCGCCGUUGCCGAUAGCUGGGAAUGCCCCGAUCCCCCAGCCUAGGACUCCGGAUCCAGGUUUUUAUUUUCCGAUCCGAAAUCUCCAUACAAUGUCGCCUAGGUAUCUGGAAGUGCUGCGCAAGAAGGCGCAUCUCGUGAUACGCAUGCUUGAGCAUCGUAUCGGCCAGGAACUGCUGCUCCAAGUGUUCAAUAAACAACUAUCCCUAGCUGCUAAUGCGGCCCAACAGCGUAUAGACUCAGGCCUUUGGUCCCACAUGCUCAUUAGUACGAACGUCUUCACAAAGGCGAUUUUCACCGUCACUGGCAAGGACAUGGCUGUGUUUAUCGAUCAAUGGGUCCGGACGGGCGGUCACGCGAAGUUUAAUCUCAGCUUCGUGUUUAAUCGGAAAAGGAACACGGUCGAGCUGGAGAUCCGGCAGGACACGACUCAUCAGCAUGGUAUCAGGAAAUACGUCGGACCGUUGUUGGUUAACAUUCAGGAACUGGAUGGUCCGUUUAAACAUACGUUGCAGAUUGAGGGCACGGUCGCGAAGGCGGAUAUUACCUGUCAUAGCAAGAGCAGACGGAAUAAGAAGAAGAAGAUCCCACUUUGUACGGGGGAGGAAGUUGACAUGGACCUGUCCGCUAUGGACGACUCUCCGGUUCUUUGGAUUCGGUUAGACCCCGACAUGACACUUUUGAGGGCGGUUCAGAUCGAACAACCGGAUUAUCAGUGGCAGUAUCAGCUGCGACACGAACGGGACGUUAUGGCACAGACGGAGGCGAUCACGGCUUUGCAGAAUCAUUCUACGCCUGCUACGCGGUUGGCACUCACUGAUACUAUAGAGAACGAGCACUGUUACUACAAGGUCAGACUCCGGGCGGCUCACUGCCUGACAAGAGUAGCUAACGCAAUGGUCGCCACUUGGGCCGGUCCGCCCGCUAUGUUGGCCAUCUUCCGCAAACUCUUCGGCUCUGCUUCGUGCCGUAGGAUUAUCAAACAGAACAACUUUCAGAACUUCCAACACUAUUUCCUGCAGAAGACGAUUCCGGUCGCUAUGGCGGGUCUUCGGAACGCUCACGGGAUAUGUCCGCCAGAAGUCCUUUCGUUCCUAAUGGACCUAUUUAAGUAUAACGAUAAUUCGAAGAACCGUUACUCGGACAACUAUUACCGGGCCGCUUUGAUAGAAGCCCUGGGCUCUACAGUCACGCCCGUAAUCAGUGUCCAAACGGCAAUCACAGCCGAAUCGCUCUCUAUCGACACGAAAGCAAUUCUGGAAGAGGUCACUCGACACCUGAACCUGGAAAAGCUUCUCCCUUCCUACAAAUAUACGGUUAGCGUCGCAUGUCUGAAAGUUAUUCGCAUUCUCCAAAAGUACGGUCACUUACCUAGCAAUCCGCACAUCUUCCGGGCCUACGCAGCUUAUGGUCAGUUCCUAGACGUUCGCAUCGCGGCUCUAGAAGCUUUAGUCGACUUCACGAAAGUUGACGGCAAAUGGGAGGACCUACAGUUCCUGUUAAACAUCGCCAAGAAUGACAAACAUCCCGGAGUUCGUCACCGAUUAGUCCGACUCCUGGUGGACCAUCCGCCCUUCGAACGAGCGCACAAACACUCCCUGGACAAACCCGACCUGGUCGAAACCGUCUGGGGGCUAAUCAACAACGAACUAUCCCACGACGCGAAACUCCGCUGCGAUUGGGUCGAUUUCUACUACACGCUCUACGGCUCCAAACGUCCACUUUGUCUCCCGAUCAAGGAGUUGGAGUUCCUGUUCAAGCCGAAGAAGGUCGAGAAAACUCCGGAACGGGAAAUAAAGGCUGAAAUUAAGACCGAAGUCCCCGAACCAGAGAAUAGCAAUAAACGAAAAGCCUUGUCCUCAUCACCUGACAAGGAACUGACUGAACCAGAUCUGAAAAGGGUAAAGACGAUUGAGAAGGUAAUUGAGGUGACGAAAGUGAAGGAACCGCCGAUAACGUUACCGACAGACGGUAAGGUGAAGGAAUUCUACAGCGAUAAUUCGGCGUCACUUCCUGGUAUUACGGAGAGUCAGGGACCGAUUGGAUUUGAGCCGGGUAUGUUCAAGAAGGAUGAGGAGCAGAAGAAGAGCGAGGGUAAGAGUGAGAGUGUGAAGGGGAAGAAGAAGAAGAAGGAUAAGAAGAAGCAUAAGCAUAAACAUCGGCAUAAGCAUGAUCAUAAGCAUGGUAAGGAGAAGGAGAAGAAGGAGAAGGGGGCGAAGGAUAAGAAAGAGAAUAAGGAGCAGGGUUUGAAACUUAAGGAAGAGACGCUGAGUUCCGCGAGUUCGAGUCCAAGUCCAGAUGCAACGACAUCGACGAGUGAAUUUAAUUUUCCUACCUGAGAGAAUACCUUAGAGAAUUGGUUUGUACAGUGACUUUUGGAGAGUGUGUAUAGUUAUUUUCUAGGUAGUUUUUUCUUCGUACUUUUUUUUUAGGUUAUGUUCUGGUUUUUUUUUGGUAUACUUAAUUGUAAUGUAUUUUAAUAUAUUGAAAAAUAUAAUGAUAAGACAAAGAG